GUUCGGCUUUACCUUUAACUGGAUAUGUCUCAUCCUCCACGUUCAUUGAUCUUUAUCCUCCGGAGAAUGCCAUAAAUCCAGAUAAACAAAGUUGUACGCGCAUAAAGAAGGCAAACCCACGUUGGUGGCGUAUCGACCUAAAGAAGGUUUACCACGUGCUCUCUGUAGCUAUUACCAUACCUAUGUCAGACAUACAGCUUUACCAGCAGUUUACCAUCUCUGUUAUUAAUUUAAAAAACAACCGGCCCAUCUACAAUAAAUGUUCAUCUUUCAAAGGAAUGUUUCUUUUGCAGCAGACAGUAUUUGUCUGUAAUGAUGGCCAAGGAAUAGCUGGUCAAUAUAUUCAUAUUAAUGACGACAGACCUCAAUUUAAAUAUUUCGGGUUAUGCCAAGUGGAGGUCUUUAUACGUAAAGAGAUCACCUGCCAGUUGCUGAAUGAUAUACAAAAUGGAAUAGUAUUGACGACAAAACUUAGGCAACAACGUCCUGUUCAGGGAAGUAUAGCUUCAUAUUCUUGCAAAAGAGGUUAUGUCCUGCAUGGAAAUGCUACCAGAGUAUGUCAAGAUGAAGGAGGCUGGAGUGGAGAAGAUCCAGAAUGUCAUCAGGUCACCUGCCGCUUGCUGGAUGAUAUUCAAAAUGGAAAGGUAUGGAUAACGAAACUUAGGAAACAACGUCCUGUUCAGGGAAGUAUAGCUUCCUACUCUUGCAAAAGAGGUUAUGUUCUACAUGGAAAUGCUACCAGAGUGUGUCAAGACGAUGGAGGCUGGAGUGGAGAAGAUUCAAAAUGUCAUUCUAUUCAGUGUGGCACUCCUCUACCUCUACUGGGAGGGAAGUACAUUCUUUUAAAUGAGACCACGACCUACCACAGUGAAGCAGAAUUAAAAUGCUUAGGUCCAUAUAAAGUCUCUGAUCCUAUGCCACUCAUCAGAUGUCAGGAAAACGGGAGCUGGAGUUUACCACAAGCUAGUUGUAUUAUCCAAGUUCAGACAGAUGCAGAUAUGAAACAGUUGGAGGAUGGAAAUGACUCUACCCUUGGUAUCAUUAUUGGAAUUGUACUGCUGGGGAUUAUUGUGAUUCUGUUUGUGAUUGGAUUUAUCAUACUGAGAAGAAAAAGAUGUGCUUUAGAAAAACAGUGUAUCUCUCUCCCUUCAAGAGAAUUGAACAGCUUUGCAUCAUCCUCUUACCUGGCCAGUACACACACUUCAGCUAAUUAUUCACUUUACCAAAACAAAGAUCACUGCUCAGAAUUGCCAUUAGAAAAUAGCAAUCAGAAGUCUAGAGUUAUUGAUUCAACCAACAAGGACAUUGAUACCUUUAGUAACAUUGAACCUCCAAGUGACUACAGCUCCCCAAACUUAACUUCUAUUAAAGAAAAUGGUAAUUCUUCAACCAGUAAAAGUUCAACCUCUAAAGAAACUAUUUACCAAAAUAUUCACCUCUGUAAAAAUGAUUUAAAUAAUGUUGAAACCAAACAAAAAGGAAUGGAUAAUAAACACCCUAAUAAUAAUAAUUCUAAAUCUUCCAUACCAGUAGUACUAGAUCCUGCUAUCUUAGUUUUAUAUGCUAAAGUGGAUUUUGACAAAACAAAGUCAAAGAAUUUAGAAACGUGUCACAGUUUUGGUGAAUUUGAGGCUGAUAGAGGAAAAGCUUUGAAUUCAGACUCAAGAAAGGAGAAUUCUGAUUCUUUGAAUUUGUCACAAUUUAGUAGCAGUGAUGCUAAAACUUCAGGCCACUCCAAUGCUGUACCUUUCAGAUUAUGUGAGCUUUCAGUCAUCCCACCAAAAGAGGAAACAAAUUGUUUAGGAAGUGAUAGAAAUCAUACAAACGGCACUCAUAUGCUUCUGUCUGAAGAACCUUGUGUUUUUCUUGAUAAUGCCAUCUAUGCUGGAGAAGACAAUAAUGCUACGGUUAUGAUUGAAAAUGAUUUAUAUUCCACAAUUUGAUAAAAAGUUUUUACAAUGUUAAUAAAAUACUCUACAUAAUUUUUGAAAUAUUUAUUUUAUUUGCAGGGGCUGAUUCAGGAAGGGGUGGUUAUAGUGGCUAACCACCACUAAUAUGUUAAUAUAGUUUAAAAUGUUUUCUGGGAAAGCAUGCUCCAAACACUAUCAAGUAGCUGCCCCUCUAAAUAAAAUCCUGGAUCAGCUUUGGUUUGAAAAGCUUAUUUAGUUUCUUUUUGUUUUAAUUAAACAUAGAAUGAUGAAAAUAAUGUUGUUCAUGUUUAUCUAAGCAAAACAAUUAUUUAGCAUGAAUAUUAUAAAUAUAUUGAAUAUAUUACUAUUAUAACUAUCACAUGAAAUUUAUUAUGAAGUUAGAAUAACCUACCUUACAACAAAAAUGUAACUAAAUACUUUAAAUGGUUUCAGAAAUGUUUACUUUACUUGCAGGGGCUGAUUCAGGAAGGGGUGGCUAUAGUGGCUAAUCACCACUGUACCUGUUUUCUUUAGUAUAUAUUUGGAAUCAGUCAGUUAAUACAGUUUAAAAUGUUUUCUGGAAAAGUAUGCCCCAAACACCAUAAGGUAGCUGCCCCUCUAGAUAAAAUCCUGGAUCAGCUUUGGUUUGAAAAUCUUAUUUAGUUUCUUUUUGUUUUAAUUAAACAUAGAAUGAUGAAAAUAAUGUUGUGUUCAUGCUUAUCUAAGCAAAAUAAUUAUUUAGCAUGAAUAUUAUAAAUAUAUUACUAUAAUAACUAUUACAUGAAAUUUAUUAUGAAGUCAAAAUAAG
Limulus polyphemus (Atlantic horseshoe crab) is the source of this 2718-nucleotide messenger RNA. RefSeq lists its product as uncharacterized. The transcript is spliced from 9 exons. Lineage: Eukaryota; Metazoa; Arthropoda; Merostomata; Xiphosura; Limulidae. The record is from RefSeq and is a predicted model, not a curated record. The annotation marks the transcript as partial.